Molecule: messenger RNA, 3979 nt
Organism: Saccostrea cuccullata (small rock oyster)
Lineage: Eukaryota; Metazoa; Mollusca; Bivalvia; Ostreida; Ostreidae
Product: protein CLEC16A-like
Exons: 23
Coding region: 80-3622 (1180 amino acids)
Biological process (GO): endosomal transport; regulation of autophagosome maturation; endosome to lysosome transport
Cellular component (GO): late endosome; endolysosome membrane
Source: RefSeq, a predicted model, not a curated record
UCAACAUGUCGACGAAGAUGGUACCGUACGAGAAAAUUUAGGUCAUUUCUUCAUCGAUUUAAUUUAGAUUACUUGAAAUAUGUUUCAACGAUCAAAAGGAUGGCUUCCUGGACUCUUGUCAAAGCCAAAGAAUCCACAUUCAUUAGAGCAUUUGAAGUACCUUCACAGUCUGCUGUGUAAGAAUCAGACAGUAACAGAGGGUAACAGGAGUCUGCUGGUGGAAACACUGAGAUCCAUCUCAGAAAUCUUAAUCUGGGGAGAUCAGAAUGACAGCAGUGUGUUUGACUUCUUUUUGGAGAAGAACAUGCUCUCAUUUUUCCUGAGAUAUUUACAACAGAAAUCUGGUCGCUUUAUUUGUGUACAGCUUCUCCAGACUCUCAACAUUCUGUUUGAGAACAUCAGCAAUGAGACAUCACUCUAUUACCUCUUAUCUAACAAUCACAUCAACUCAAUCAUUGUCCACAAGUUUGACUUCUCUGAUGAGGAGGUUAUGGCGUAUUAUAUUUCCUUCCUGAAAACCUUAUCAUUCAAGCUGAACAGACAUACAAUUCACUUCUUCUAUAAUGAGCACACAAAUGACUUUGCCCUGUACACCGAGGCUAUCAAGUUCUUCAAUCACUCAGAGGCCAUGGUCAGAAUCGCUGUCAGGACAAUCACACUCAAUGUCUACAGAGUUGAGGACAAGACAAUGUUGAAGUACAUCAGGAAUCGGACUGCAGCUCCGUACUUCUCUAACCUUGUCUGGUUUAUUGGGAACCACAUACUGGACCUGGACAUGUGUGUCAGGAAUGAUGCAGACCAUCAGAGUAGGGACCGGUUGGCAGAUCUGGUAGCAGAACACCUGGAUCACUUACAUUACCUGAACGACAUCUUGUGUCUGAACAUUGACGCCCUGAAUGACGUCCUGACUGACCAGAUGCUUAAUCGUCUACUGAUUCCUCUGUAUGUGUACUCACUGACCAUGAGGAAGCGGUCAGCGGACAGAAUGGUUGACAGAAAGCAUGUCAGCUCAGUUGUGUCCCUUUUCCUUUUAUCUCAGGUGUUUCUAAUCAUUAGUUAUGCCCCUUUAGUGAGGCAGUUGGCAGAGAUUAUUUUUCAAGGUGAAAUCAGCUUAUCUAGGAAGGAGGCUUCCCCUGAAACGAGAGUGAGAGAGUUUGUUCCCCCUGCGGAAACUCUGGAGAAGACUUUGGAGAGUAACCGAGGGAGACCUGAUAAUAUGGAAGAUAAUGGUACGCUAAUUCAGGCAGGGAAUUCGGUAUUUUAUGCAAGAAUCGAGUCUUUGUCGUCGGGAAGGGGAACUGGUGAUGAGAUGCCACCAGAGUCGGAGCUGCCCCAGAGUCCCAGUAGUGAGGUGUUUUCUGGGGGUGAGGACAUGUCCAGUCCGAACCAGAACUCGACGGACGAGGAGAAACUCCUGAGUUCACUGGGUCGAGGUCACAGGAUGGAGUUACCGGGGGCAACAGACGCGGAACAAAGUCCAGCGACAUUUUCCCUGGACAACAGGCCCUACCUGGAGGCAGUGUUUACUGCCUUGGAAUGUACUGAGAAUGAUUACGAAGCUCUGUUUGCCCUGUGUCUUCUCUAUGCCAUGGGACACAAUGAAGGUAUUCACCAGGAAUUGAUGGAUUCUGUUUUAUUGCCCACAGAGAGGAGUGAAACAAAAGACCACUAUAACGUGGCCCUGGUGGAGCGCCUCAUCAGGAUCAUCACGCUUGCUUGUCAGCAUGGAAGUAAAGUCCGUUUGGCCACCCUGGAAUUGACAAUCCGUUUACUGAAGUUGUUAGUGUACAAACAGGACCAAUCAUUUCUACAGGACCGACACCUGGCCUGUAUAGAAAACGCCAGAGAAUGUAGCACCCAGCUGCUCAGAAACUUCUAUAAGAGUGAGGAGAUUUUCUUGGAUAUGUUUGAGGAUGAAUAUACACAAAUGAUAAAUCGUCCUCUUAAUGUUGAGUAUUUGACAAUGGAUGCCUCCAUCCUGCUACCCCCUACAGGGACACCUUUAACAGGCAUUGACUUUAACAAAAGAUUGCCAUGCGGAGAAGUGGAACGCUCCAGAAGGGCCAUUCGGGUAUUUUUUCUGGUACGAGACUUGUCCUUGACCUUGCUGAAAGAGGAAGAACUUCAGCUGCCACUCAACCGUGACCAAGCUUCAGUCAAAACCAAUGAUAUCUUAGAUCUAAAUAACAGUGACCUUAUUGCUUGCACAGUGGUCAUGAGAGACACGAGGAAGCAGGAGAGGCGAUUCCUGGUUAUAGACAAGUUACAGAUGAUUCUAGUGGAGCCCGACACCAGAAGACUGGGCUGGGGGGUGGUCCGCUUUGUUGGUUAUCUACAGGAUGUGGAAGUGACGGGGGAUAAGGAGGACAGUAGGUCCCUCCACAUUACGAUCCACAGACCGGCCAGUUCUCAACACACCCGGCCCGUCCCCCUCCUUAAUGCCAGGUUCAUCUUUGAUGAUCACAUCCGAUGUAUGGCAGCCAAGCAACGACUCACAAAAGGGCGGAUAAAAGCCAGACAACUCAAAAUGCACAUGAUUGAGAAGUUGAUCGACAUUCCGGGAGAUUCUAGUAGUCGACAAAGGCCGGUACCAGGUCGCAGCCACCCAGUCAGAGUGGUUGAUUCCUCCCCUAGAGAUUCUACAUCACAGAAUGUUUCCAGGCCACGGUCAGGCCACGUGUCUAGUGCCAGGAAAAGCCCCUCCCCAAGGAAUGUGUCUGACAAAAACCCCAGACCUUCCUCAGGUGGAGGGGCCACAGCAGCAGAGGAUGUGGAGGUAGCAGAAGAGGCCGCAGCCUUCGCAUACCAGUCCUUUAAUCAGGACACGGGGGGAGUCGUCAGUGUGCCCCCUGAGGUCCAAGCACAGCAGGAGAUACCAUUGGAGGAUUUAUCAAAGAAAAAGAAGAGACACUCGGGAAGAAAGCUCUCAGGGACAAAAUUAAUAGGGCCUCAAUCUGCUCAUCCGAGUAGAAGUCACUCCCAUAGUCCUAGGCGGAAUGAGAAAACGCAGACGAAGAAAGGGCGUGCCACGUCAUUGACAGUUAUAAUUGCACCACCUGAGGCCAGCAGGCCCCAUAGUAACAGUAGUCCAAUACCACUGAGCUCUUCUCCUGCACAAUCCUCCACCUCCUCCUCGGAGAACAGUCCUCAGACGUACGGCUUUACGCGUGACACAUCUAGUCAGUCCCCCAAAACCCUCAGGCCCGCUGAUGCUCCCACGCUCUCCCUGCUUCCUCAGGGGGGAGAUGAGAUCAACUCGGAGGAAAACUUGGGACCUAAAUUACUGCCUCCGACUGAGGUAGAGAGAAUCAGAAGUGUUAGUGACGUGUCCAGCACCAGUAGUGACACUCAGGGGGAACUGACGCGAAGCAACAGCAGUGCGUCAACAAACUCUAGUAAACCAGUGUUCGCCGUAAAGUCUGCUUCUGAAGCAGAAGUGAACAAAGACUCUGCUGGGGGUCAGGUAGUGCAGAUAGGUCAAGGUCAGGAUGAGUCUGCCUCGCAGCAGCUGACUAAACUGGCUCAGAUGGUUCAGCAGCAUUAUGGGUCUGUAGAAGAGGAGCCAGAAAACCAAGAAUCCAGUCUAGAUGGGGACCUGAAAGGCUCUGUUAAAAAUGUGUGAUAUGUGUAAUGGGUAUUAGGUGAUAUCUUAGUCAAAGAAUGAUUUGAUAUAGACUGCCAAAGUUGGUUACUGAAAUGACUCUUUUUUUUAUGGAACAAAGAUGAGCUUUCUUUUUUAAAUUUGUGCAUACUUGAAAUUGAUACUACAAAAAAGUUUUUUUUUUUCAGUUUUAAAUUUUUCUAUGCACUUUUACCAGUUGAAUGAAUUCUGCAUUAUAAAUGCACACAUAACUAAAAUAGAUAACAAAGAGUUUAUUUUAAGAUAUUUCAGUGAUAAUAGAAGUAGCCUUGAUAUAUAUGGUGCAUAUUAUUUUCACACAUUUUUUUCAGAUAAUAACACUAGAUUAUAAUUGUUUUG